Messenger RNA from Ustilaginoidea virens, 1230 nucleotides. RefSeq lists its product as uncharacterized. Lineage: Eukaryota; Fungi; Ascomycota; Sordariomycetes; Hypocreales; Clavicipitaceae. The transcript is spliced from 2 exons. The coding region runs from base 1 to 1230 and encodes 409 amino acids. The record is from RefSeq and is a predicted model, not a curated record.
AUGUCCUUGAACGACAAGCACGCAGCCUUGAUACGGAGCAUCCUGCAAGACCGGUUUCUCCUGGCACCAAAUGCUUUUAAAAUUGAGCCAGUUAAAGAGGCCAAGAAUAAUCACGUCUUCUUGCUCAAGUUGACCAGUCCAACCUUGGAACCUUCCCCCCCCUCCAACCAGGUAUUUACGACCCCUAUCCCUGCCAAAACAUCGCGUCUGGUGUUUCGGAUACCCAAAGAGAACGUCAGCUUGGAGGACUCGGUGCGUAUCCGCAACGAGGUCGCUUUUCUUACCCUGGCCCGCGAGGCUCUCUCGCCCAUCGGUCCCUCUCUUACUCCCGCCGUGUUUGGCUGGUCAGAUACGGUUUCCGACUCCAGCUUUGGCUGGAUUCUAGAGGAGUGGAAAACUGGGGAACACCUCACAAUCCAAAAGCUCGUGAAGCUUGGCGACGAGACGCAGCGCCUCGUCCUAGGUCAGAUGGCAAAGGUUGCCAAAUGUCUCCAGGACUACCAGCUACCGGACAGCGCGACCGAGUUUGGUGGCCUUACCUUUGACGAAGAAGGGACGAUUAAAAGCACCAAGAGUGUAAUUCCCUGUGGAGGGCCGUUUCCUUCCUACGGCGCCUUUCUGAAGGGCACGUUCCGUUGGCAACUAGAGGCAAGCGAGCGAAGCACGCAUGUAAACGGCUGGCGUGACUAUCCCGAGCUGCGCAAAAGGAUCGACGCCUUUUUCGCCGACGGACUGGACGGGGUUAUAGCCAAGGUGCCAAAGCAGAAGCCAACAUUGGUCAACGCAGAUAUCGCCUUUGUAAACCUGCGUUUUGAUCCCGCAACGUAUCGGCUCACCGCCGUGCUGGACUUUGACUUUUCGCACGUCGGGGCGCCUAUUUCCGAGCACCUGUUCUCGUUCUGGGACUGGGACGCCUUGCUGCCCAGCCAGGCGAAUCCUGUUGGAUCGUUGCGGGAAUGGAUGCUUGAAGGCUUUCCAAAGGACGUAGAAGAUUGUUUCAAGGUGAAUCGGCUAUGGGAUGACAUGUUGGCCGAUGCUCAUGCGCAAAAACCUUCCACGAUCGCGGGAGCCGGUCUCAUGGCCGACCUGUGGUGGUUUUCGCAGGAGCUGUGCCAGGCGUACUGGUUUAUGGAAAGGAUCGUCGGAAAAUCCUCAGCUAAGGAGCUCGAGGAGAAGAAGAAAGAUAGCGCGGCUAAGCUUGACAAGUAUCUGGCGUUGUGGGGGUUCUAG